Trichosporon asahii var. asahii CBS 2479 is the source of this 1683-nucleotide messenger RNA. RefSeq lists its product as uncharacterized. Lineage: Eukaryota; Fungi; Basidiomycota; Tremellomycetes; Trichosporonales; Trichosporonaceae. Bases 1 to 1683 code for a protein of 560 amino acids. The transcript has a single exon. The record is from RefSeq and is a predicted model, not a curated record.
AUGAAACGCGCGCUUCCCCUCAACACCCGCGACAGGCCCAAGAGGCCGCGCGUGUGGGACUGGGUCGAACCAGCCCCGACACACAUAUCCCUCCCCUUGUGCGCGAAAACGAAAACAACCACGCCACCGAAAACAACAACACCCCCGACACCGCCAUACACCCCCGCCGCAUCUGCUGUCGGGCGAGGAGUGCCCGGCACAAUCGACCAUCUCGCCUACCCGCAUCUGUUUGAGGCCGUGCUCCGUGCUGUCAUUGAGCGUCGCGAUGCGACGACUCUGCGAGCGCUGAGGGGCACCUCUCGGGCCGUUGCGGCGCGUAUCGACUCUGCCUUCCUCUCCGACAUCACCUAUGCGCUCGAGACGGCUGAGGCCACCGCGCCACUCAAGAUGGCCCGGCAUCGCCCGCUACCGCCCCAGAGCCGAUUGCUCGGCCUGCCAUGGCAUGGGCAGGCCGUCUCAACAGCGACGAUAGAAGUCGGACCGUGCGAGUGCCAUGCCAAGUUCACGCCGGAUACUGCGGACGCGGACGCGGACGCCGAAGCUGAAGUAGACGCCGACGCGGAUGCCGUGAUGGAAGACGAGACAUCGUCCAAGUGCCCCGCCCACGCCCACGAAGCCCGGAUCCGCGCCGACACCCUCGGUCGGCUCCAGUACGUCCGUUUCGUGGGCGACCCGCACGCGCAUGCUGCCAACUGGGCCCUGGAAGCCGAUACGGAGGUGCACGUGCUCGACAUGUUCCCUCGGAAGGGGAACGGAUGGACGAGAAUGAAUCGAGCAACGCUCGAUUCGCGGCGGAUAGCACUCCAGUCGGCCGGUUCGCCGCCGCCCGCGUGCGACACGGAGGGCGUCGAGGACGCCGAUGAUGCCGAGGAUGUCGAGGACGUCAACGAUGCCGACUCUGACGUGCCUGAUCUCGACAUUGGCGCUCCGGUUGCGCCUGUCGAGGGUGUUGGUACGCUCAGCUUGCCCCGCACACCCCACGACGAGCGCGCGGACCGACCCAGCCGCCGCGUACUCCACUUCCGCCUGCACUCCGAGUACGAGUGGCUGUUCGACUAUUGCAUGCUGCCCCCCAGCGACAUUGCGCACACCACCGUGCUCGUGUCCAAGUAUCAGGGCCGAGUGCAGCUUGAGGCGCCCGAGGAUUUCUGCUCCAUGUGCUCCGAGGCGAGCGGAUGCCGCACCGACCCCGGCAUGCUCGUGCACGUCAAGCCGGAUCCGACUCGCCACCUGUCUCCCGCCGAGGGACCACUCUUCGGGCUCAUCACGAGUCUGGCAGACGACUGGACGCAGCGCCUUCGCCACCUCCUCAAGACCCCGUAUCCCCCGCCCAUGAAUCCGCACACGGCGGGCACAAUCACGUUUGUCGGCACGGAACGGUGGGAGAACCGCUGGAUCCAGAGCCGGCCCAACGACGUCCUCUUGCCCAGCGGGUAUGCACGGGAGAAGAUCAGACAGUGCUUCUACUGGCGCUGCCUCAGUAAUGUGCAGGACGCGAUCUUGGAGAGGUUCACGGACGAAAUCGACUACACCACGCGCGAUCCGCGGAUCAAGCGCUGGUGGGAGUUCGUGUACCUCUUCAUCAACGAGGAGAGCUGUUUUCGCUUCUUGUCCAUGGACGAGUACGCCGCCGAGGUCGGGGAGAGGGAGCUCGAGCUCGUCCUGGCCGAGGACAUCUUUUAG